UGUCGCCCUCCUUUCCUUCGCAGGACUGGAGAGAGCAGCGCUGGGGCUGGGCCAGGGACUGAGCGUCCCCGGGGGAGAAGGUCCGGUGUGACCCUGACGAGAGGCAGAAAUGGGGAAAAAACUGGAUCUUUCCAAGCUCACUGAUGAAGAGGCCAAGCAUGUCUGGGAAGUCGUUCAACGCGACUUUGACCUUCGAAGGAAAGAAGAGGAAAGACUAGAGGGGUUGAAGGGCAAGAUUAAGAAGGAAAGUUCCAAGAGGGAGCUGCUCUCUGACACUGCCCAUCUGAAUGAGACCCACUGCGCCCGCUGCCUGCAGCCCUACCGCCUGCUUGUGAACAGCAAAAGGCAAUGUCUGGACUGCGGCCUCUUCACCUGCAAAAGCUGCAGCCGCAUCCACCCGGAGGAGCAGGGCUGGCUCUGCGACCCCUGCCACCUGGCCAGAGUGGUGAAGAUCAGCUCGCUGGAGUGGUACUACGAGCUCGUGAGAGCCCGCUUCAAGCGCUUCGGGAGUGCCAAAGUGAUCCAGUCCCUCCACGGGCGGCUGCACGGCGGAGGUGUGCCUGAGCCAAGCCCUGGGGAGAGAGGUGGAGACGGCGAGCAGACGGAUGAGGAUGCAGAGCCGGAUUCGGAGGCCCAGGCCCGGCCCCUUGGCAGCAAAAAAAAGCGCCUCCUGUCCUUCCACGACCUGGACUUCGAAGCAGACUCAGAUGACUCCACUCAGCCUCAAGGUCGCCCCCUGCGCCUGUCCUCCAUCUCCGCCGCCACGGACAGCCUGCAGUCCCUCACAGACGAGCCCUGCUCGGACGAGGCAUCCCCCCAGACGGCUGCGGGCCUGGAGGAGGCUGACGCCGGGGCCGCUGGGCGCCGCGCCCAUCCAGGAGAGCAGCCCGACAGCCUCUCGCCUUCCGGACAGGACGCCCUCGCUGAGCUCUGCCUGCCCCGAGGCCCUCGCAGGAUGGCCCUGGGGAUCGCGGCUGCACCAGGCAGGAACGUCACCCGCAGCCAGCAGCCGCCCCUGCAGUACCUGGCCGACGUGGACACCUCUGACGAAGAAAGCGUCUGGGCCGGCAGGGCAGCCUCCCAGCACCCCAAAAGGAGAGGCCAGACUCCAUCCGAGAGCCAGCAGGGUCCAGCUGCCGCCGCGCACACAGAUGCCGACAUAGAGGAGGAGACCCUGAGGAGAAAGCUGGAGCAGCUGACCAGCAACGUCAGCGACGAAGAGGCCUCGUCUGAGGAAGAGGAGGGCAAGGAUGAAGAGGCAGAGCAGGACAGGGGCACCUCCAUGAGGGCCCUCGCCCUAGCGGGCCCAGAGGGGUGCACAGCCACAAGCCAAACGUACAGCCAGGACAACAGCCCUCAGGGCCACGGGGACCCCGCCCAGCACAACAGGACCACAGACGAGGAGCUGUCGGAGCUGGAGGACAGAGUGGCCGUGACGGCAUCCGAGGUCCAGCAGGCGGAGAGCAAGGUUUCAGACAUCGAGUCCAGAAUCGCAGCCCUGAGGGCCGCGGGGCUCACCGUGAGGCCGUCGGGAAAGCCCCGGAGGAAGUCCAGUCUCCCGAUAUUUCUUCCUCGAGUUACCGGGAAGCUUGGCAAGAGUCCGGAGGAUCCGGCCGCAGGCCCUUCCGAUGAGGUCCAGGCAACAGCUGUGCCCUAUCUUCUAAGGAGAAAGUUCACUGAUUCCCCAAAAAAUCCAGGCAAAGAUGAUGAUUCCUUUGCUCGGAAAUCCGUGUACCGCGGUUCCCUGACUCAGAGAAACCCCAGCGGCAGGAAGGGAAUGGCCAACCACAUCUUUGCGAAACCCGUGAUGGCCCACCAGCACUGAGGGGGAGGUCCCCGGGGCAGGACAGAGACACAGGGCCGCCCUGCGCUCGUUUGCCGUCCACUGUGGCCACCGUGUCCCUCAUUGGCUCUGCACUUCCUGCUAUCCACGGUCACCUCACGGUGAGAAACACCUGCCCACGUGGACUCCCACCUGCGAGAUGACAGCAGCUCUCGGUCCUUCGCUGUUCACCCAGGUUCACUGACAACUUCCAAGGCCACCCCGUCAGCCUCUCUGAUGUAGGGGAAACAGCUAAGCUGGUGUGACUUUAGGACAAUGUUGUUUAAACUUUCUGAAGGACACACGAAGACC
Messenger RNA from Propithecus coquereli (Coquerel's sifaka), 2134 nucleotides. RefSeq names its product melanophilin (gene MLPH). The transcript has 15 exons. Lineage: Eukaryota; Metazoa; Chordata; Mammalia; Primates; Indriidae. Gene Ontology annotation, molecular function: small GTPase binding; myosin binding; actin binding. The record is from RefSeq and is a predicted model, not a curated record. Bases 110 to 1825 code for a protein of 571 amino acids. Gene Ontology annotation, cellular component: cortical actin cytoskeleton. Gene Ontology annotation, biological process: intracellular protein transport.